AUGCUGUUGUUGCUAUUAUUUUUAUUAAAAACAGAAGACGUUUCACCACUUUCUUCAUCAGAUGUGAACGUUGCUGUGUCAUACUUUGGAUAUAGAGAUGUACGACAUCUUUGUUAUUUGUCCUGUGAAAAUCCAACAGAUAAUAAAAUAAUUGCUAACCGAUUCAUUUCCCAUGGAAUACGAACUUCAGUAAUGAUGGUAGAAAAUCACGCUCAAGACCUGGAUCAAACUUUAAAACACUCAAAUAUUCCUAUUGGGGUGCUUAUAAGUGCAUCAUGCAAGCAGAAAAUGCACAUACUAACAAAGGCAUCAAAACAGAAUUUAUUUGACGCUAUGCACUUAUGGUUGGUAAUUAACAACAUGAAAGGCAAUACGAGCGAGAACCUGCAAGUAGAAAAAGUUCUUAUGCAUCUGAAUCUGAGUAUCAAUUCAGAUAUUGUAAUGGCGUAUUAUAGAGGUGAUAGUUACGAAUUGAAUGAUAUAUUUAACUACGGAAGGAUUCAAGGCAACGAUCUAGAACAAAUGUUUUUGGGAACAUGGGAUAAACAAAACGGUAUACGGAUGUUGCUGAAUAGGUUCAAGUAUUACGAUCGAUGGAAUUUCAAUAAUUUAACUUUAAGAGCAGUUUCGGUGAUAUUAGAGCGUCCAAAAGUAUUCAAGCCGGAGAUGCUGACAGACCCUGGUUACACCGCAGGUGUCUCGGCUAUGACUAAAAUAGUCGCACAGCUGCUCUCCGUACUAAUGGAACAACAUAAUUUUAGAUUUAACUAUACUAUAGUUGGACGCUGGAUUGGUUCACCUGAAAGGAACACUACUCUGGCUGUGACUAAUUCCUUGUAUUGGGGCGAACAAGAUAUAUCUUGUACAUGUGCAAGGAUUUUUCCAAAAUGGCUUAACUGGGUGGAUAUUUUCUUUCCUGCAGUAACCACACUCGAGACUAAAUUUUACUAUCUAAUCCCUGAGAAAGGGGUUGGAGACUAUGAAAAUCGUUUUCUGACACCAAUGUCUCCAAGUGUGUGGUGGUGCUCGUGCGUAGUCGGGAUAGCAUGUAUCGUUAUACUAGCCAUUGCUGCAAAAAUAGAAAAAAGACAAGAACCUUAUUCCUACGCUUUCUUCAGUGUUUUUGCUACAACAUGCCAACAAGAAUAUGAAGAUGGAGUUCAAGCAAUACAGUCAACUUUUUCAAGUCAAGGCCGGCGAGUUAUCCUCCUUGUGGUAGGAUUAACCAGUAUGCUACUUUAUAACUACUACACCAGCAGUGUGGUUUCUUGGCUUUUGAAUGCUGCUGUUCCCACUCUUCAUAAUUUGGAUGCAUUGAUGAGUAGCGAUUUAGAACUAGUCUUUGAAGAUAUUGGAUACACUAGGGGAUGGCUUGAGAAUCCAGGGUUCUUUUACUACAGUGGAUUUAAAAAUCCUAAAGAAGAUAAACUCAGGGACAAAAAAGUUGUCAAUGCCAAGCGUACUGUAGACCUGUUGCAGUCAGUGAAUACAGGAAUAGAGCUGGUGCGAACUGGUGGUUACGCUUAUCACACUGAACCAUAUACUGCCUACCAAGUCAUUUCUAAGACUUUUGAUGACACCGAGCUUUGCAAGUUGGGCUCGUUGCAAAUGAUGCAACCAGCUCCAGUUUAUAUUAUGGCCCAAAAAGAGAGUCCAUAUAAAGAAUUUUUUAUUUGGAGCCUAAUGCGUCUUCAAGAGCGUGGACACAUAAAGGCUUCGCGGGAUCGAGUGGGUGGCUACUCCUUUGAAUGUUCGGGUCGCACUCCGCGUGCUUUAGCAUUAGGGCAGGCAGCACCUUCAUUUGCCGUACUGGCAGAAGCAGCUUUAUUAGCUGUGGUUAUUUUGACAAUAGAAAUAUUAUGGCACAGGUAA
Molecule: messenger RNA, 1872 nt
Organism: Parnassius mnemosyne (clouded apollo)
Lineage: Eukaryota; Metazoa; Arthropoda; Insecta; Lepidoptera; Papilionidae
Source: the annotation of a GenBank genome assembly